AUGGCUGAACCAAAUUCAACUACACCUGGAUUCCCACUUGGAUCCCCUACUUCCACAUUGAGCACAUUACUUCAAAGUGCAGCUUCUCAUAUGAACUCUAGUGUUUCAUCAACAAAUUCUAGUAUAUUAAGCACACCUGUUACUACUUCUUUGUUCGAAGCUUCAUCUACAGACAUGACUACUAAUAUUACAACUAAUGGAUUAGUUGCCAAUUCAACUGUAUCAAGCACACCGUUUAGUGAUUUCUUUCCGGAAGAUGGAGCUACAUUUGAAACUAUUACAGUAGAUGGUGUUGUUGGUGAAGCAGUAAAUACAACAAUUGGAAACGUUACAAGUUCAGAAACGCCAGGGAAUAUUACUGAAGUAUUCACUUCUGCUUCAUCCAGUAUAUUUAAUGCUACUCAGAAUUCUACUUUUAUUCCAGAUUCUUCCAAUUCAACAGUAGGAGGCUUUAUAUCUACAUUAGGCGAAGCUAUCACACAGUCGGCAAACGCUACGUGUAGCACACUGGAAAGUAUGGUUACAACUGGUACUGCUCCUAAUAAUACAAGUACUGUUUCGGGUAUCUUUAAUACUACUGAGAAUUCCACUUUGAUUCAAACUUCUGACAAUUCAACAUUAGGCGGCUUUAUAUCUACAUUAGGCGAAGCCACCACACAAUUGGCAAAUGCUACCGUUAGCACUGUUGAAGGUAUGGUCACAACUGGUAUUAAUUCUAAUAAUACAAAUAGUCCAUCCAGUAUGUUUAAUACUACUCAGAAUGUCCUUUCCACUAUCUUUAAUACUACUGAGAAUUUCACUUCCACUGCGUUUGAUACUACUCAGAAUUCCACCUCGAUCCCAGCUUCUUCCAAUUCAACAAUAGGAAGCUAUAUAUCUACAUUAGGAGAAGCCAUCACACAAUCGGCAAACGAUCCCCUUAGCACUGAUGAAGGUAUGGUGACAACUAUUACUACUCCUUUUAAUACAACUGCUCCAUCAUAUAUGAAUUUCACCACAUAUGGAACCAACCCUACAGAUUCUGCGCUUAGGUAUGCUAUACCUAUUUUUCUAUCAAUACUGCUCUUUCUUUCAACUUCCCUAUUUCUGUUUACAUUAGUUAAGUAUAUUUGUGAGACGAAAAACAAGAACAAAUCAGAAGACGUGGAAUUAGAACGAAUGUUGGUAAACCCAGAAGAAGCUUACGCAGAACAACGUAGAAAACAUCGUAGUAGAGGAUGGAGAAUGACUUCCUAUUAUGAAUCAGGUUAUUCGGUGGAUAGUAGUGAACUUCUUGAAAUAAUUGACGGUGGGAAUGAAAGUGAAGACAAUGAUAAAAAUGCCCAUGGAGAUGAAGGUGAAGAGAAUAAUGAAAGUGACGAUGGGAAUGAAGGUGAAGACAAUGAUAAAAAUGAAGAUUGA
Messenger RNA from Plasmodium inui San Antonio 1, 1401 nucleotides. RefSeq lists its product as hypothetical. The coding region runs from base 1 to 1401 and encodes 466 amino acids. Lineage: Eukaryota; Apicomplexa; Aconoidasida; Haemosporida; Plasmodiidae. The transcript is spliced from 2 exons. The record is from RefSeq and is a predicted model, not a curated record.